Messenger RNA from Drosophila yakuba, 4697 nucleotides. Its product is annotated as titin. The transcript is spliced from 3 exons. Bases 1833 to 4628 code for a protein of 931 amino acids. The record is from RefSeq and is a predicted model, not a curated record. Lineage: Eukaryota; Metazoa; Arthropoda; Insecta; Diptera; Drosophilidae.
GUGCCAUAAGCUAAGCUAAAAUCCCUGCAAAAAAAGAAAUCAAAACAAAAGGGUAAUGAAGAGCAUGUUGUUGAAAUGUAAUUUAGCAAUGAUAAACUUUUAAUGGCGCAAAUAUCCCUCAAAGUAACUCUUAUAAAAGUCAACCAAAUAAUCUCUUGUUGGGGUGGAAAACUUUUUUUCAAUUUCAUUUCGCAUUUGGCAACAUUCUCGGUUUGCAAGCAAUUCUGAGUCAAAAGGAUUCCUAGUUAGUUUUACAAAUUUUAAUUGACAGUUUACCUAAUUUUAGGUAUUACUAAAAUGUUAGCUUUGUUAGGGAAUAUUUCUAUAAAUUUAAUAAAAGUAAGCAGAAUAAAAUGUCCCAGAUAUAGAUAUUGUUUCUAAAAUGAAUUGUUUUUUAUAUGUAAGUAUUCGGUAAGCUUAACAGUUCAAGGCAUUGCAGUCUCUAGGUCGAAUGAUAAGCCUUCCAAAUGGGUGAAACGAGUCAUUGUGUAAAGCCCACUAUAAACAAGACGAAAAUUGGUUAUCUUAUAAUUAUCGGCUGACAAAAACGAAUGAUUAAUCAAUAGAUAUCGCCGAGUUUCCUCGUCACUACCCUUUGCCAGACUGCUGCGAAAAACUAAAGUGCAGAAGUCGUUGCCAUUCGGAAGCUUUAACUGUUUCAGGCCAAGUGUAAGCCUUAAAUGGCACGUUUCGUAUACGUAAUCUGUUUGGGAGUGCAGAGAGCGCUUCAAUUGGCCCUAUUUAACAUAUGCGUAGAGUGCUUUCCCCUAACUCAAGACCAACUACUUUCAACACUCUCGGUGUACAUAUGCAUUCACAUAUUUAAAGCAACGUGCCAAGCCCCGAGCUGUUGGAAAAACAACCGAGUGGGGGGUUGGCAUGGAAUGGAAAGGAAUGGAUGGGAAAGGAAAACAGCUUUCUGGCACACUUCAAAGCACAUUACACCACUUUUGAGGCGUCGGGUGUGGCCCAGAACUGAAGACCGAAAGAGCCGAGGGAGAGUCGCCCGAGUGGCACGUACCUGGGUAAUGCUGCAUCUUUAAAAAGCCGCCCAAUUUCUCGGAUCCCACCAAACUCCUGACUCCGGUCGGAGAGAAACUACAACUAAUCCCUGCUAACAGUUCCAGUCUCAUCCACAUCCAUAUCCGCAUCCCCUUCAGCGCUCGCUGUCUAUUUUCGUGCCACUUUUGUCCAAAGCUGCUGGAGUGGAUUUUGGCACCAUUGGCACUGGUAACCUGCAUAUUUAAUGACAAUCCCCACCAACCCGGGACGUGUUCGAGUGCCAAGUGCCUGCGAGUGGGCGUUGUCGACUGGCCCUACUUUUCCUGGCACUCUGACAGGACUGGAAACAAAGGCCGGAGAGGCCGGAGACCCCGGCGGAUAUCAGUUGGGUAUGCCAAAUGUGCGGAGCACUCGGACCAGUUUCCAAGUAAUUACUAUCUUAUCGAAUGCCAUGUCGCGGGUGGCCUAUAAAAGUAGAGGAAUUGCCGGCAAUCGAGCAAAGAGUUAAGUGCCAGCAACAUGUCCGGAAUCCCACCAGCCACCUUCACCGUAAUCGCAGGUAGUGCUGCCCACAAUCAGCGGCGCAAGAAUCAGAAUCGGGAACAUAGCCAGCAGAAGAAUUCGACCAAGACUGAACCACAGACGACGGGGUCGAAGACAAAUAGUUGCCACAUUGCUUAGAUAUAGUAACUAUCUUAUCUGUACAAGGAUUUAACGCAUGAAAAUACAUUUCCCAUGACAUAAACACCGAGUAUAAAUGGGGCGAACAAAGCACUUGGGGUUUCAGUUAAUGGGCCAAACGAAGACGAGACGGAAUAAUUAUCGACAAAAUGAAAACGACCAUUGUGGAGGAGAGGAGUGUGAAUGAAACGAUAGAAACGAUAGCCACGAGCAGUGGCUCCGUCCAGGAGACCAUCGAGAUCGUCAAUAUCAAUGGCUCUGUAGCUCCCAAGCACCGUCACCAUCAUCACCAUCACAGGCAUCACCAUCACCACGAAAGGCAGGAGAAUGUUGAAGUUGUGGCGACAGAGGAGGUGAUUCUUGUGGAGAACGCACCGACAUCGAGGAAGCACCACCAUCACAAGCAGAGGACUUCUCCACCACCGCCCCUGCCGCAAACCUCACCACCAUUCCUCACCCCCACUGAAGAAGUGGGUUUUAAUGUGGUGUGGGAACCCCAGGCCUUUUGGAACCAGCCCUCACCCAAUCCCUCCACUGAUCUAGAUCUCUCUCCGGAGAACGAGGCUGUGGAUGCAGCGGAGACUUUGAACACUACUUCAGCUUCCGAUGAAUUCACCACUGUGGUUUGGCAGUCGGAGACAAAGGAGUCCAUUAGGGAAACACAAAAGCACACAAGAGUGGUCGAGGAAGAAAUAAUAAUUGAUCAAUUGGACCCACCAGCCUACGCACCACCUCCACUCCAGGUGCAGACAGGAUUCCUUCCAGUGGCUCAGCAGCCUCCACUUUCGCCCAUCGCAGAAGUGGUACAAACAGAUGUGUUGGUGGAAUCGGUGGAGGCUCCACUGCCACCCACAGGCUAUAUUCCCAGAGUCAAUCUUAAGCCAACAGAGACUAUUGUGGAGAGGGUCGGGGUCAUCGUGCCCGCACAGAUUCAACAAGAGCCGGAGUUUAUUCCGCAGCCGGGAUUUGUGGCCAGAAUUGUGGAGAACAUAGAAGUUGCUGCAGCAUCGAAUUCCACACAGGUGGCAGCUCGAAAGAGUUAUUAUCCUCGGCCAGAUUUGGUGGAGACGAUUUCGGAUGAUAUCGAAGUGGUAAAAUAUGAUGCUCCUGUUCAGAGUGGCUAUAUUCCCGGAAAUGUUGCAGUGGAAUCGAUUGUGGAAAAUAUAGAAGCUGACUCUCCAUUUCUUCUGCCAGCCAAUGGAUUUGACACUGAUGAGUCGAUUGUGCAGAGCAUUGAAGUCUCGACAGACUUAGAUGAUUCUCCAUUUCUGCUUCCUGUUGAUGGCUUUGACACUGAGCCAGUCUGUGUGGAGUCAAUUGUUGAAAAUAUUGAAGUUGCGCCCUCUGAACCUGUCCUGCAAAUAUCAGUUGAGAGUGUUGUUCCUGCAGGCUUUGUCGAAUCUGCGGUGGAAAACAUACAAGUCAUUGAAGAUGAAGAUCCCCCAUUUCUACUGCCCGCAAAUGACUUCAUCCCUCAGGCAGGCAAUGUGGAAUCAAUAAUAGAGAAUAUAGAAGUAGCUACGGAAGUGGAGCCCACCCUAAGACCAUCAGUACAAGUUGAAAAUCUACCUCGAUCUGGAUUCGUGGAGUCCAUUGUAGAAAGCAUUCAAGUCACAGAAGAGGUGACUCCCAGACCUGCAGUUCAAAGUGAUUUGGGCACUCAGAGCGGUCUAGUAGAAUCGAUAGUGGAAAACAUGGAAGUCGUAGAAAUAGUGGAUUCUCAAGCUCCGGCUCCACCACAAACUGGAUUUGUGGAGUCAGUAGUGGAACGCAUAGAAGUCACUGAAGAAGUUGAACCUCCAAUGCGACCACCACUUCCACUUAGCUAUCCUCCUCGCUCAGGAUUCGUAGAAUCGAUCUUGGAGAACAUAGAAAUCGAACAAGUUACUCCUCCCUAUCAACCUCCCCAGCAAAUUGACAUUGUUCCUCAAACUGGUUUUGUAGAAACUCUUGUAGAGGAUAUUGAAAUCGAAGAAACUGCGCAACCGGCAAUACAAAAUGGAUAUGCACCCCAAGGCGAAGUAGUUGAAACAAUUGUCGAAGAGGUGAAAGUCGUACCAGAUCCCCCACGUCAAUCAAUAGUGACAACCGAUUUUAUGCCCCGUGCCAGCCUGGUGCAAGAACUGGUUGUGGAAUCCCUGGAGGUUACGCCCACAUCAUCGCCUCCACCCGAACGGUUUCCAUUUAUAUCCAGAGAGAGCCUAAUCGUAGCUGAUGAUUAUGUGGAGGUGGAGGAAGUCACCCCUUACAAUACGGCACCACAUAGUCCAAUAGUGGAAGUGGAAAGGUUGAGUGAAGCCGAGGCUUAUGUGGAGAUUAGUGAAGUUACCCCAGUUAAUACUCCACCAAGUAGUCCUCCACCUCAGAGGCCCAUUGAAGUGGGUUACCUCCCCAGGCCCAGCUUAGCUGAAACGGCGGUGGUAGUGGCAUCACUGGAGGUAACUCCAACUCCUACACCGCCACCAAGCCCACCCCUGAAACUCCGAAUACCACCAUCGAAUCAGAUACCUUCGGAGGUAAUUGUGGAGUCAGUGGACGUCACACCAGUGCCAUCUCCACCAUACAAGCCGCAAGCAAAACCACUUAAUAGUUUCAUACUAACUGAUCUGGUUAUCGAUGAUCCUCCAUUCGUAGAAGUGGUGGAAAGGGAAGUGGUUGUGGAGUCCGCAAACAAUGGCCAAGUAACUGAGGUUAUCGAAGUCACGGAAGAGAUUAUACAACCCGUCACACCCAUCGGAACUGUUUUGGUGGGUGAGGUAUCCGAGCAAAACAGCGACAAAUUCGGCAAGCGAUAUUCCCUAAGUGCGGCACUGGCUGAUGGACAGCAGCAGCAGCAGGAGCAGGGAAAAACGGAAACGAAUCAGCCAACCCCGAUCCAAAAACGAGAUAUACCCACCGAACCACCGAAGCGUAGAUGUUGCCACUGUAAAUGCACCAUUUCCUAAAUCAGAGGUCAGGGGCUUUCCCCAAGCCUGGGAAUGUAAGCUCCACCUAUCGCAUAUCUAAUCAGGGAA